Sapajus apella (tufted capuchin) is the source of this 859-nucleotide messenger RNA. RefSeq names its product transmembrane protein 126A (gene TMEM126A). Lineage: Eukaryota; Metazoa; Chordata; Mammalia; Primates; Cebidae. The record is from RefSeq and is a predicted model, not a curated record. Gene Ontology annotation, biological process: mitochondrial respiratory chain complex I assembly. Gene Ontology annotation, cellular component: mitochondrion. The transcript is spliced from 6 exons. Bases 211 to 813 code for a protein of 200 amino acids.
GGCCGAGUCACGUGUCAGCCAAAGAUGGCUGCGCUCAGGCGAGUAGAGCUGUAGUGACCUCCGGCGUGGCUGCGGAAGACCUGAGGAGGCACCCACAGGCUAGUGGGAGGAGAGCAUAAGAAUAUUCAACAAAGGCUAUGUUACCUGCAAAACCUACCAUAUUUACAUCUGGCCCUUGAAAGUUUGCUGACUCCUGAUCUCAGGCUCAAAAUGGAAAAUUAUGAAUCCAAUAACCAGGAAAACAUUUUUGAAAUCGUAAACAGAAAAAUUAACCAGCUUCCAGAAGCAGAAAGGAAUCUACUUGAAAAUGGAUCAGUUUAUGUUGGAUUAAAUGCUGCUCUCUGUGGCCUCAUAGGAAACAGUCUUUUUCGACGCAUCUUGAAUGUGACAAAGGCUCGUAUAGUUUCUACCUUACCAAUGGCAGUGAUCCCUUUCUUUACAACACAAGCAACUUACAGAGGUUUUGUAGAUAUUCCUUUGAUAACAGAACUAAUUUAUUUCCUAGGUGAUAUGAAUUGCGAAACCUGUACCGCAACACGUAGUGGACUGGUUGGUCUUCUUGCUGGUGGUCUAUACCCUGUUUUCUUAGCUUUACCUAUAAAUGGUAGCCUAGCAGCCAGGUAUGAAACAGCUCUGUUACCAAACAAAGGGAACAUCUUAAGUUACUGGCUUAGAGUUUCUAAGCCUGUCUUUAGAAAGAUGUUAUUUCCUAUUCUGCUGCAGACUGUGUUUUCAGCAUACCUUGGGUCUAAACAAUAUCAACUAUUUAUAAAGGCCCUUCACUUACCUGAACCUGGCCAAGAAAAUCACUGAUUUUAAACAAAUAUGUACACAAAAAUAAAAUAGUAAAAACAGUUUA